Molecule: messenger RNA, 1051 nt
Organism: Tripterygium wilfordii
Lineage: Eukaryota; Viridiplantae; Streptophyta; Magnoliopsida; Celastrales; Celastraceae
Product: ras-related protein Rab7-like
Exons: 7
Coding region: 16-843 (275 amino acids)
Cellular component (GO): vacuolar membrane
Molecular function (GO): GTP binding; GTPase activity
Source: RefSeq, a predicted model, not a curated record
AAAGGGCGAAUUAAAAUGUUAUUCAAAUCCGAAUUACAGGUCAAUCCAGCUUGUCCACGACUGAUCCGAAGAAGAGGACUAGAAAGGUACGAUCAGCUUAGAAUCCGCAGAGAAUCCAGAGUAGAGUACGGCAAGCCUUCUAAAUUCUCUCUCGCAUCUUUGAACUCCGACGUAGAUCCCGUCGAGUUCGUGUCCGUACGACCAACAACCAAAUCGAGAACCAUGCCUUACCGUAGAAGAACCCUAUUGAAGGUUAUCAUCCUCGGUGACAGCGGGGUUGGAAAGACCUCUUUGAUGAAUCAAUAUGUAAAUAAGAAGUUUAGCAAUCAGUACAAGGCUACUAUUGGAGCAGAUUUCUUGACCAAGGAAGUUCAUUUCGAAGAUAGACUCUUUACCUUGCAGAUUUGGGAUACAGCUGGCCAGGAAAGAUUCCAAAGUUUAGGUGUUGCUUUUUAUCGUGGUGCUGAUUGUUGUGUUCUUGUUUAUGAUGUCAAUUCAGCAAAGUCAUUUGACAACCUUAACAACUGGAGGGAAGAAUUUCUUAUUCAGGCAAGUCCCUCAGAUCCAGAAAACUUUCCAUUUGUUGUUUUAGGAAACAAAGUUGAUGUUGAUGGAGGAAACAGUAGGGUGGUCUCGGAGAAAAAAGCUCGAGCUUGGUGUGCCUCCAAAGGAAAUAUUCCUUACUUUGAGACCUCUGCCAAGGAAGGCGUUAAUGUGGAAGAAGCUUUUCAGUGCAUAGCAAAGAAUGCCCUAAAGAGUGGUGAAGAGGAGGAGAUUUACUUGCCUGACACCAUUGAUGUUGCUACCAACAAUCAGCCAAGAUCGAGUGGGUGUGAGUGCUAAAUGAUGCCCGUGUCCUAUUUUUUUUCCAGCUGUAAUAAAUUUCCUCUAGAAUGAUCCCUUUUUAGCGGUUAUUGUUUCUAUGAAACUACACUGUAAAUUGAUGUUGAUCUAUUGCUUCUGGUCUUGGUGCCUUUUCAUGUAAGUACUCCUUGAUGUGGUCAAGUUUUAAUUUAAUUUAACGUUGGGCGUUCUCCAAUGAUUGAUUGCA